CACGGGCACGGCGCUGUCCCGCGAUGCACGCGCCGUCCUUCUCCGUAAAUGCCCCCUGGAAGUUGUCGAGAAUGAGAGUUGAUGUGCCGCACUUCAGUAUAAGAUUAAGUAAUUGAGAUCGCCUCGCAAAUCGUUCGAACCGAUUUUCAUGGAACAUACUGACUAUAACAACACAGACGAGCCCAUGACGGGAACUCUUGACACGGACUCCUCCAGCAGUGGGGACUCCCAAGCUAUGGAGGGCGCUGGCAACGGCUUUCUACCAGACCUUCCAGUUCUCCCUCCCCCUGCCGAGUGGUCUCUGGACCAGGUCCCCGCUGAGCCCGAUUCAAAGAACACCGUCUUGCAUGUGGAUUCCCAGGACUCCUUCGGUCCCCAACAACAACAGAUGUCUCCAGGUCUGGCUUCAGUGGAAAAGGCGGUGGAGCAGUUCCAGCUAGCAAAUGCCCAGCUCUUCCAAGAGGAGCAGCCUCCUCAGCCAACCGAUGUUGCCCCACAGUCAUCUGAGGUAGAACACAUGGCAGCGCCUGAGGAGUCCACACAGCAAGGCCAGGAGGUCACUGUAGCACCAGAGGCUGUGGACCAAGAUGGUCUCCAGGGGGGCAACGAGGCUCCUCAGAUGUCCGAGGAUGGUAUGGAGCUGGAGGAAGCGGCCAAGGAGGUCACCCAGGAACCGCCCGCGCCCCCAGAGCCCGAGGUCCCGUCAGAGUUUGAAAAGCUCUUCAAGGAGUGCGAGGCAAACCCAGAGGACUUCAACAGUUGGGUCUAUCUACUGCAGUAUGUUGAGCAAGAGAAUGCUCUCCUAGUGGUGAGGAAAGCAUUUGAUGCUUUUUUCCUGCACUAUCCGUACUGCUACGGCUAUUGGAAGAAGUAUGCCGACAUCGAAAAAAAACACGACAACAUACAGGUCGCGGAGGAGGUGUACAGACACGGCUUGCAGGCCAUCCCUCUCAGCGUAGACCUGUGGCUUCACUACCUGUCCUUCAUCAAAGAAAACGCAGACCCUGCCGACCCAGAAACGGAAGGACGUAUCAGAGCUGCUUAUGAACAUGCGGUACUGGCGGCAGGCACAGACUUUCGCUCCGACCGGCUGUGGGAAGCCUACAUCAACUGGGAGACGGAGCAGGAGAAAUUGGUUCAUGUCACGAACAUCUAUGAUCGCAUCCUGGGCAUCCCCACCCAACUGUAUUCCCAGCACUUCCAGAGGUUCAAAGAACACGUUCAGAACAACAACCCCAAGCACUUUUUGUCGGAGGAAGAGUUCAUCCAGCUGAGGUUGGAGCUCUCCAAGGCCAGCAUCACCACCGUGGCUGGGGAGGACGGGGAUACGCCAGCGGCGGAGGAGGAGCUUCCACAAGGCAUGGAGGACCUGCCGGACCCUGCCAAGAGAGUGACGGAGAUCGAGAACAUGCGUCACAAAGUCACCGAAACCCGACAGGAGUACUUCAACCACAACGAACACGAAGUCAGCAAGCGAUGGGCCUUUGAAGAAGGGAUUAAGAGGCCGUACUUCCACGUGAAAUCCCUGGAGAAGGCCCAGCUGAACAACUGGAAGGAGUACCUGGACUUUGAGAUGGAGAACGGGACCCCCGAGCGAGUGGUGGUGCUCUUUGAACGGUGCCUUAUCGCGUGUGCCCUCUACGAGGAGUUCUGGACCAAGUAUGCAAAAUAUCUAGAGGGCGUGAGCAUUGAGGGCGUGCGACACGUCUACAAGAAGGCGUGCACCAUCCACCUGCCCAAGAAGCCGUCCAUCCACCUUCUAGCUGCGGCUUAUGAGGAACAACAGGGGAACGUGGAGGAGGCCCGCGGCAUCCUGAAGGCCCUGGAGGAGGCGCUGCCGUCCCUGGCCAUGGUGCGCCUGCGGCGGGUCAGCCUGGAGCGUCGCCACGGCAACCUGGAGGAGGCGGAGACGCUGCUGCGGGAGGCCAUGGCGUCGGCCAAGGACGCCAGCGAGACGUCGUUCUACGCCGUGAAGCUGGCGCGGCAGCUGAUGAAGGUGCAGAAGAGCCUGAGCAAGGCGAGGAAGGUGCUGCUGGAAGCCAUCGAGAAGGACGAGACGAGUCCCAGGCUGUAUCUCAAUCUGCUGGAGCUGGAGUACAGCGGGGACGUGCAGGAGAACGAGGGUGAAAUCCUGGCCUGCUUCGACAAAGCCCUGAACAGCUCACUGCCCCUCGAGUCCCGGCUGCUCUUCUCCCAACGGAAAGUCGAGUUCCUGGAGGACUUUGGCAGCGAUAUCAAUGUACUUGUGGCGGCAUACGACGAGCAGCAGAAGCUUAAAAAGGAAACUGAAUCCUCCAAGAGGAAAGCAGAGAAUGGCUCCGGGGAACCAGACGCUAAGAGGCAGCGCGCGGAAGAGAACUCCACCACUGGAACCGCCGGGCAGGACCUGACAGCCAACCCGGCUUACAACUACAACAGCUGGUACCAGCAACAAUAUAGCAACUGGGGACAAAGCAACUGGGGGCAGUACAACCAGUAUGCCCAGUAUAACCAGUACUAUCCUCCUCCUCCAACAUGAUGGACGCAAUAAUAAAGAUAGAGAAAAGACAAUAAUCCCCUUCGGUCAUGUCUAUUCUGAUAUCAAUAAUCUAUCAAUGUCCUUUGUUGGCGGAAUGUUGAUCGCCUGAUUUUUCAUCUUACCAACCACUGGUGUUCAAGGCCUUAAGUUCUUUUCUGCAUGUUCAUUUGAAGGCAAUUUUGUUACCUCUGGAGUUGUUAAUUUUUAGAGCGGAUGAUUCGGUUUCGGUCUUUUCACAAAAAUCUGAUUGUUGACCAUUUUGGUUUCAAAAGAAGGCAUUGUUGUGUGUACUUCGGUGGCCCCUUGUCUCUGCUUUCCACCCCGAUUUUUAACAUGUCAUGGUCCUCUUUUCACAGAGAAAGGGAAUUAUUUUUUUUGUUUUUGCUUAAUUUCAUAAUAAAGAUUGAUAUUAUA
Messenger RNA from Gadus macrocephalus (Pacific cod), 2932 nucleotides. RefSeq names its product PRP39 pre-mRNA processing factor 39 homolog (yeast) (gene prpf39). The transcript has 15 exons. The record is from RefSeq and is a predicted model, not a curated record. Gene Ontology annotation, molecular function: protein binding. NCBI's taxonomy places the organism in Eukaryota, Metazoa, Chordata, Actinopteri, Gadiformes, Gadidae. Bases 149 to 2518 code for a protein of 789 amino acids. Gene Ontology annotation, cellular component: U2-type prespliceosome; commitment complex; U1 snRNP. Gene Ontology annotation, biological process: mRNA 5'-splice site recognition; RNA processing.